GAGUUAUAUCAGGGUGUGUUUUCAAAACUAAAGAAAAUACUUUUUUUAUUACUUUACUUUAUAAAAUACUUUUUAGUAUUUUAUCAUUCAUUUUCUUUUUCAAGUUUGCAGCUUUAGAUGAUUUCGCAGAAUUUUGUGUGCUUAAACCGAAAAAAGAAAGCUUGAUUUGAAUGUUGAAUUUGGAUUUACAUCCUUGUCCAUGUUUUUAGUCUGUAAAUCCAUUUCGUUUAGUUAGUUUGCAGAAGAUCGGGACUAUUAGAGAAUAAUGAAUGUUUAUUCACCUUUGCCUUGCCAGCUUGCUUGAAGGAAAGACAAGGAGACAGGAUACAGAUUGCACAUUCGCCCCGUUGUAGUGGUGGGCUUUCUACAGAGACUGAAACGGACUGCAUCCAGCAGCAGCAGCAGCAGCAGCAGCAGCACACACCCCUCAGCGCCAAGCGGUGAUGCAGCCCCGCGCGAAGAGAACCGACAACUCCUCAGAGUUGCCUCGACUUUAGGAUGGUGCAGAAAUCGCUCAACGGCGGGGUUUACCCAGCUGAAGCCGGAGAAAAGAAGCACAAAGUCGGGUUCGUCGGCUUGGACCCCGGUGCUCCGGAAUCCACCAGGGAUGGGGCGCUGCUUAUUGCGGGCUCAGAGAGCACCAAGCGGAGCAGCAUCCUCAGCAGACCAAGGGCCAGCAUCUCCUGCGGGAGACCCAGACCAUCGAAGAAAAACGCCAGCUAUCGGAAACUACAGAGUUUCCUCUACAACGCACUAGAGAGACCGCGGGGAUGGGCGUUUGUCUACCAUGCUUAUGUCUUCUUCCUGGUCUUCUCCUGUCUCAUCCUGUCUGUCUUUGCAACCAUCAGAGAGUAUAAACAAAACUCAGAAAACGCCUUAUACAUCUUGGAAAUUGUGACUAUUGUGGUGUUUGGAGUUGAGUACAUUGUGAGGAUAUGGGCUGCUGGAUGUUGUUGUCGAUACAGAGGAUGGAGGGGGAGGCUGAAAUUUGCCAGAAAGCCUUUCUGUGUCAUAGACAUGAUGGUACUGAUUGCUUCAGUGUCUGUGCUGGCAGCAGGAUCUCAGGGGAAUGUUUUUGCUACCUCGGCCAUCAGGAGUCUGAGAUUCCUACAGAUCCUGCGUAUGCUUCGAAUGGACCGCCGGGGAGGCACCUGGAAGCUGCUCGGAUCUGUUGUUUACGCCCACAGCAAGGAGCUCAUCACAGCUUGGUAUAUUGGUUUUCUGUGCCUCAUCCUGGCCUCUUUCUUGGUCUAUUCUGUGGAAAAGGAGACAAAUGACGAGUUUGAGACCUAUGCUGAUGCUCUUUGGUGGGGACUGAUCACUCUCACCACCAUUGGCUAUGGUGAUAAAGUUCCCAAAACCUGGAAUGGACGUUUGCUUGGAGCUGCAUUUAGCAUGAUAGGUGUGGCUUUCUUUGCGCUUCCUGCUGGGAUUCUUGGCUCAGGCUUCGCCCUCAAAGUUCAGGAGCAGCACAGGCAGAAACAUUUUGAGAAGAGACGUAACCCUGCAGCGGGUCUAAUCCAGGCUGCAUGGAGGUUUUAUGCCACCAACCUUUCCCGUACAGAUCUGCUGUGCACUUGGGAUUUUUACGAGCAGACUGUAGCUGUUCCAAUGUACAGAAUCAUUCCUCCUCUGAAUCAACUGGACCUGCUGAGGAAUCUGAAAGGAAAAUCAUUCAGGAAAGACUCUCAGGCUGAAACCUCACCCAGUAGUGAAAAUGCACACAAAGACAGACUUUGUGGGUGCUGCCCAAGAACUCUUAGUCGGAAAGCCAGCCUGAAGGACAAAGUGUUUCCCAGUCCUUCCAAAGCCCCUGUGGUCAAAGGGAAAGCUCUCUCCCCCGGGGCUGAAGAAGGGGCUGAAGCCAACCCAGGCAAGGUCACCAAGACUUGGAGCAGAGUCCGGGGCAGCACCUCACGCCAAAAUUCAGAUGUGCUGAUUGAAAUGCAGGACGAAGACUUUGGACUGAAGAGUUCUCCAGCAAUUGAAGGUUUAAUAAAGGCAAGCCUCCCUGGAGAGGAAAUUGGUGAUGAUAAGAGCUGCCACUGUGAGUUUUUCACCCAGGAACUACCUCCAGGAUUGAAGGUUACAAUUAGGGCUGUUUGUGUCAUGAAGUUUCUGGUGUCCAAGAGGAGAUUCAAAGAGAGUCUGAGGCCUUAUGAUGUCAUGGACGUGAUCGAACAGUACUCUGCAGGUCACCUGGAUAUGUUGUGUCGCAUUAAGAAUCUACAAUCCAGAGUUGACCAAAUAGUUGGUAAAGGUACCAAAGCUGAAGGCGACGCUGCAGAGGAUCAGAGCAUGAUGGGGCGGCUAGUCAAAGUGGAGAAACAGGUAGUCUGCAUGGAUAGGAAACUUGACUUCCUCGUCAAUGUAUAUGUGCAGCGUAUGGGCAUCACUCAUUCAGAGACAGAGGCUUUUUUCAACUCCAAAGAGCCAUAUCCAGCACCACCUUACCACAGCCCAGAGAGAACCAAGGAAGAGAGGGACGAAAAGAAGGAGGGGAUGGAGGAAAAAAGAGCCAAGACGUGUUCAGCAUCAGCAGACUCCUCACACUGUCAUGGGUCAAUGGAAAAGAAAGAUGCUCUGUGUGAUCAGUCCAUGGCAAGGUCGGUAGCCACUCCAUCUGGCAGCAACAGCCGCCCUUCUACUUCUUGGCAGCACCAGCUGCAGCAUCCCCUCAGCCAGCCCGCCUGGGGCAGCAGCCUGGCCAACACCCCUUCACCAGCUGGAGCUGCCGGUGACCAGUCGCCCCCUGUCUUUCGCCUUCCGCCUCCCCCUGCUCCAGUGCAUGAUAGAUCUUCCUCAGGCCCGUGCGGAAGCGGCAGGGAGAGCAGCUCGCGGAGCAGAAGGCGCCACAGGAGGCACAGGUGUCAGCAUGAUGCCACCGCCGUGGAGAGCGACACCUCGCUCUCCAUCCCAUCUGUUGACCACGAGGAGCUGGAACGCUCCUUCAGUGGUUUCAGCAUCUCUCAGGCCAAAGAGGACUUCCUCGGUCCUUCUUUCUUUACAGGCUCAGGAGUAGGUGGAGCAGUGGCUGAAGCUGGAGGGGUACAUUCUGUCUGCACAAGGGUCCGACCAUUCAUAGCUGAAGGGGAGUCAGAUACAGACUCUGAUCUGUAUGCUCCAUCACCUCUGUCCUUCACUGGAGAGGCCUCAUGUGGAGAGAGGGGCUGGCCAGGACUGAAGUAGGCCAGAGGACUGCUCUGCUACGGCUAACCAGGAUGGUGGUAACAGAUCAGUGCCAAGAUGAGAUCAUCUGACCUCCUAUCCAACCAACGUAGUGUCCACAAUGAUGAUGAAUGAUGUUUUAGUCAAUUCUGAGUGGAUUCAUCUAAGAGGGUGAUCAUCAUGAAAACGGUUAUAUUACUAUAUGCAGUAAUUAAAUAACCUCAUAAAAAUAAAAGAGGUCACAUUUUCUCACAAUUCAUGUUUAAAAUGAAACAUUUCACAUGCAUUGAUUAAAGAUAAUUGCUUCAUACAUUUGUAGAUCCUGAAAGAUUGGGAAAAAAGUCCCUCUACUGAGAGUUCCUUUUAUUGAGAGUCAGUACUAACAGAGAUUUUUUGAGUUGGCAGUUGGUAGGGAUGGUAAAAAAAAUUUAACACUUCAUCAUUGGUCCAGCUGUGUGGAUAAAAUAGCUGGAGAUUAUUCAAAAAUGACUCAGAAGGUCUCUUCCUGCCUCCCUGUUGCCUGUGCUUC
Molecule: messenger RNA, 3697 nt
Organism: Cyprinodon variegatus (sheepshead minnow)
Lineage: Eukaryota; Metazoa; Chordata; Actinopteri; Cyprinodontiformes; Cyprinodontidae
Product: potassium voltage-gated channel subfamily KQT member 2-like
Exons: 18
Coding region: 499-3189 (896 amino acids)
Biological process (GO): potassium ion transport; transmembrane transport
Cellular component (GO): membrane
Molecular function (GO): voltage-gated potassium channel activity
Source: RefSeq, a predicted model, not a curated record